Oncorhynchus kisutch (coho salmon) is the source of this 1992-nucleotide messenger RNA. RefSeq names its product zinc finger protein 665-like. NCBI's taxonomy places the organism in Eukaryota, Metazoa, Chordata, Actinopteri, Salmoniformes, Salmonidae. Gene Ontology annotation, cellular component: nucleus. Bases 1 to 1440 code for a protein of 479 amino acids. Gene Ontology annotation, molecular function: RNA polymerase II transcription regulatory region sequence-specific DNA binding; DNA-binding transcription factor activity, RNA polymerase II-specific. Gene Ontology annotation, biological process: regulation of transcription by RNA polymerase II; embryo development. The transcript has 2 exons. The record is from RefSeq and is a predicted model, not a curated record.
AUGAUGCUGGAGAUUUUCCCAAUGCUAUCAAAGCUAAAAAUACACCUGAAAAUACACACAGGAGAGAUUCUGUAUUCCUGCACUGACUGUGGGAAGAGCUUCACAACAUCAAGGGCUCUGACAGUUCAUCAGAGAGUGCACACAGGAGAGAAGCCUUACUCCUGCUCCGACUGUGAAAAGAGUUUCUCCCGAUUGGAUAAGUUAAAUAGGCACCAACUAAUACACACAGGAGAAAAGUCUUACUUCUGCUCUGACUGUGGGAAUUGUUUCGCCCAAUUUAAUACCUUAAAAUCUCACCAGCGUAUGCACACAGGAGAGAAGCCUUACUCCUGCUCUGACUGUGGGAAGAGUUUCUCUCAACUGGGAAGCUUACAAACACACCAACGUAUUCAUACAGGAGAGAAGCCUUACUCCUGCUCUGACUGUGGGAAGAGCUUUAGAACAUCAGGGGCUCUGACAGUUCAUCAGAGCGUGCACACUGGAGAGAAGCCUUACUCCUGCUCUGACUGUGGGUGCAGAUUCUCUCAACGGAGAAACUUAAAAAACCACCAACAUAUACACACAGGAGAGAAGCCUUACUCUUGCUCUGACUGUGUAAAAUGCUUCACAACAUCAUAUGAGCUAACAGUUCACCGGAGAACACACACAGGAGAGAAUCCUUACUUCUGCUCUGACUGUGGGAAGAGUUUCUCCCUAUUGGAUACCUUAAUCAAACAUGAACGUAUACAUACAGGAGAAAAGCCUUACUCCUGCUCUGACUGUGGGAAGAGUUUCUCUCAACAGAGUAACUUAAAAAGACACCAACGUUCACAUACAGGAGAAAAGCCUUACUCCUGCUCAGACUGUGAAAAGAGUUUUUCCCAAUUGGAUAAGUUAAAUAGUCACAAGCGAAUACACACAGGAGAGAAGCCUUACUCGUGCUCUGACUGUGGGCAAGAUUUCUCUCAACACAGCAGCUUAAAGAAACACCAACGUAUACACACAGGAGAAAAGCCUUACUUCUGCUCUGACUGUGGAAAAUGCUUCACAACAUCAUCUGAGCUAACAGUUCACCAGAGAACACACACAGGAGAGAAGCCUUACUUCUGCUCUGACUGUGGAAAAUGCUUCAAAACAUCAUCUGAGGUAACAGUUCACCGGAGAACGCACACAGGAGAAAAGCCUUACUCCUGCGCUGAAUGUGGGAAGAGUUUCUCUCAACAGAGCAACUUAAAAAAACACCAAUAUUUACAUGCAGGAGAAAAGCCUCACUUCUGCUCUGACUGUGGGAAUUGUUUUACCCAAUUAUAUACCUUAACAUGUCACAAGCGUAUACAUACAGGAGAGAAGCCUUACUCCUGCUCUGACUGUGGGAAAAAUUUCUCUCAGCACAGCAGCUUAAAGAAACACCAACAUAUACAUAAAGGAGAAAAGCCUCAUCAGUUCUCUCAGACCAGCUAAGAUUAAAGUCCAUCACUUAAUUCUCAUGUCAUAAAGCAAGUGGUAACACUGAAUUGGAUCCUAUUGUUUCUCACUGUGAGAACUGUGCAGAGGAAAUGGAGAAUUAGAGAAUGUUAGCCUCUCUUUACUAAUCAGUGUACACCUUGUCAGUUUUGGUGUGUUUUGUUAGCUUCUACUGUAAAGAUAUUGAGAUGACCUUGGAUUUGUCGUUAAGGUUGAAUAACCUCUGCGGUUUCUCUUGUUGAAAAUAUGGAGUCUGAUGGUUGAUUUGGUGGUGCUGCUUCCCUCUGCAGUUUUCUGUGGGAAUAAGCUAGUAGACACAACAUGUAUCAGAUAGAGAUGGUGUGAGGAUCAGUUUUCACCUUUUGUUUGGGUGUAUUUUUUUUUUGUUGACUACUAAGGGACUGUAAGGUAUUUAUAAUAAGGGAUACCUGGAGAAAAUCAUAUCUCUGAAAUGGAAAUGGAUGGCCCUCCCUUCAUUUAAAUAUAUUUUUACCCGACCCUCCCUGAACACUUGACAACAAAAAAAACAAGUGACCCUCCCCUACACCC